CCACAAGAAGGCAUUUGGGAUGGACGUGUUUAUAAUUUUCUAAUUAAAUUCCCUCACACCUAUCCAGUCGAACCACCAAAAGUCAAGUGUCUCACACCUCUCUUCCAUCCAGCUAUUCAUCCAAAUAGUGGAGAGGUUUGUUUGCCAAUUUUACUUCAAAACGAGUGGAAGUCUUGUUUUGUCAUCUCAACCAUCCUCAUGUCCAUUCGGGCACUCUUAUGU
Molecule: messenger RNA, 222 nt
Organism: Naegleria gruberi
Lineage: Eukaryota; Heterolobosea; Eutetramitea; Acrasida; Naegleriidae
Exons: 1
Biological process (GO): protein polyubiquitination
Cellular component (GO): nucleus
Molecular function (GO): ubiquitin conjugating enzyme activity
Source: RefSeq, a predicted model, not a curated record